AUGCUAAGACUAGAUGUUAAAUUGAGAAAAACGAGGCCUAACACAUUUGAUAACUCAUUCCCCUCCUCCCUUUCUUUUUCUUCGUCGGUACAUCUCAUAUCCAUUAUCCACCUUCACCAUCCACACCGACCGACUACAAUAAAUCUUCGGUUUCAAACAGAGAAGAGCACCACCUCAGAUAUAGGAUCGGGUGAACAAAACAGGUUACAUGAUUCAAAUUUGGGAACCGAAGGUGGAAGAUGCAAAUUGGGAAACAGAUGCGAUGAUGAAGAAGUGGAUGGGAGGGAGAUAAGGGUCAUUUGUCAACUGAGAACUUUGGUGACAGUUUGUAACUUAGAAUGUGAUCGUUAAUCAUAUGAUGAAGUUGAGUGACUAUGUUAAGAUUGCAAAUGGAAGUAUUCUUGUGCUACUUAUGCUAAUUUGGAUAUCAGUUGCGGCGGAUCUGAUUGUGUUAUUGACACCAUUCCCGAAAGCUAAGAUGAAAUAGUGUUGAUGCUUGCACUGAAAACGUGUAGUAUCCAGGCUAGUAAGGCACAGAUUUUAUCAGGCAAAAGUUAAGAUUUAAUAGAGGAGAAAAACUUUUCCGGCAGAGAAAACGGUGAAGACGAUGGAGAUGAGAAAUAAAUAAAUAAAUAAAUGAAAUAAAAGGUUGACGCAAAAAUGUUGGGGCAUCAUUUAUUUAUUGAUUUCUUUAAUAAAAGAGAAAUUAAUAUGCAUCCGUUUACAAAUAUUCAUAUCCAUUAAAAAAUUAUGAUAGUGUCA
Molecule: messenger RNA, 762 nt
Organism: Lactuca saligna
Lineage: Eukaryota; Viridiplantae; Streptophyta; Magnoliopsida; Asterales; Asteraceae
Source: the annotation of a GenBank genome assembly